Molecule: messenger RNA, 495 nt
Organism: Heterobasidion irregulare TC 32-1
Lineage: Eukaryota; Fungi; Basidiomycota; Agaricomycetes; Russulales; Bondarzewiaceae
Exons: 3
Coding region: 1-495 (164 amino acids)
Source: RefSeq, a predicted model, not a curated record
AUGGAGGACUCUGAAUGGCCCAUCCAGCCAUCUUCACCUCUGUUUGAUGCACCUGCCGAGCCGCCCAUAGAUCCGGCCCUCCUUGCAAUGUCCAAUCAUUUGCCUGAGCCGCUUGUUCCUCAACCUGGAUUAGCAGGAGGGAUUAGUGUGGACUCUCACCCUCCACCAAUGCAUACACCUCCUCUGCAUGUUGUGCCAGACCCCACGGCAACAGUUUUGAGUGGCCUGGCUGACUCUGUACCUACCACAUCUAUCUCAAGUGCAAGCAUGGACCAUUCGGAUCACAUGACACAUCCUGAGACCAAUCACCCUGCCAUAGUUGAGAAUUGCCCGGCGCAAUCUAACGGGAUCACAAAACAAGACAGCUGCGGUCACAGGCACUUCACAGAGGAGGAAGACAAGAGCAGGGGCUCAGUAGGCAGUGGCACAAAGAUCUACGAGGCUGGCGACAGCGGGGAGGAAUAUGAAUGGGAAGUAAAAGGUGGAGUACAGUAG